Messenger RNA from Leptosia nina, 312 nucleotides. The record is from the annotation of a GenBank genome assembly. NCBI's taxonomy places the organism in Eukaryota, Metazoa, Arthropoda, Insecta, Lepidoptera, Pieridae.
AUGCGAUGGAAAAGUCUCGAAGAAAAAGCUCUUCGUACGAUUGUGUUUUGUUAUGACAGCGCUAGCUGGCAACGCGGGUUCGGCGACCCCACUCCGAGUUUUAAUGAUAAAAAAAUGCGUACAGGGGAGGCGGGUGUAAAUAAUGUUAUUGUUCUAGUUCUAUUAGCACCUGUAGAUAAUGGUAUAAAACCACGGAUGUGCACGGUUCAUUGCAAAUCUGUGCGUGCUCUAAUGCAGUGGUGUAAAACAAUACACCAUUUUCCAUGUACCGUUGCACCUUUCUCUAUUGUUGUAAUGGCAUCGAUGGAAUGA